Molecule: messenger RNA, 2225 nt
Organism: Drosophila rhopaloa
Lineage: Eukaryota; Metazoa; Arthropoda; Insecta; Diptera; Drosophilidae
Exons: 1
Coding region: 53-1288 (411 amino acids)
Source: RefSeq, a predicted model, not a curated record
GUCGCCGAUCAGUCGAGUUGAUGACCACCAAUCCGGGGAAGAUUGAGUGAUCAUGCUGAAUGGAAAAUUCUACACGGGCCUGCCGCCCAAAAUGGAGGAGCGUCAGGGGGUGAAGGUGUGCAAUCGUCAGGAGUCCCACUUUUACUGGCCAGAUGAUUCUCUAGCCGAAUCCGCGGUGGAAAAUCGAGUGAGGAGAAGGAAUAGCCAGCAGUUGGAAAAGCCAGUGGAGAGGAUUAUUUCGGUUCAGGACUCUCCCUCUGAAGUGGACACACGGCGAAUGUUCCACAAGGAGUUUGCCAGCUCAUCCAUACAGUUUUAUGACAAUCUUCAGUCAAAUCCAAGCAAAAGACCUCCAUUGGAAAGAGGACUUCGCAGGGAGUUGACCCCCAAACUCACUGAAGUCAGAGCCCAGGAAUUGGAUAACAAGGCUGAGGAUACAAGCAAUCGUCGUCAGCAAGCUUACAGCUCUAAAAUUCAAUUCUACGAUUAUGUAAACGAAGCAGAUAAUACAACUCAAAAUAAUGUGAGAAGACCACAGAUGGAUUUCAAUGACAAACGUGAAGUGGAAUUGAAUACCAAGAACAGCCCUAAGUUGCAGGUGAAAAGAAAUGUGCGCAGUUUCAGUGUGGAACUAGAGCCCAAGGUCACCAAGAAACCUCUGAACGACAGCCCCGAAUGGCGGCGACCACGCCCACUGCCACAGCCCAAAAAGAUACUCAAGCAAACGCAGGCACAGGAUCAGGAUGCCUUUGAUUGCUUGGAAAAUCGUGUGCGACGAUUGCAAUUAACCAGAAGUCCUGGUUUGCCCAAAAAGCAUGUGACUUACAACGAAGAGGCUGCGGAAUAUGCCUACUACGAUGAUCGUGAUGAUAUUGGGGAACCCAUGAACGACACUCGCCCCCGUCAGCAGCCAAAUAUGCCGACAGGAAGUCGCCAGCAGCAACAGCGACAACAGCAACAUCACUCCCAGCAGCAACAUCAGCAUCAGCGACAGCAGCAGCGUUCGUUUAUGGAAACUAGUCGAGCCAAGCCAUUAAAUAAUAAUAAUAAUUACCAGCCCAACGCAAGCGGUAGGAAAAUCUUGCCAAAAUUGCCAGAGAGCCCAGUGGCAAAUAUACAUAUGGUCGACGAUGAUCCCCCUGUCCCCUCUGACCCCCGCAAACACCUGCGCAGCAGCCUCUGCUUCAGCGGCGACGCUUUGAUGGUGGGCGGCCAGGCCGCUCAGUCGACUGCGCAGGCGCGGCGCAGCUCCGCCGGACAGAGAAUCAGCGUGGGUCUGCCGGACUGAGAGCUCCAAUUUGCAUGCUUGUUCAAUGCAGCUACACAGGGAGAAAGCAUCAUUAUCUACACAAAUUAUCCACAACAUACAAGGUAUAAAUAUAUUAUCGUAUCUUCGUAAUGCGAUUUUCAAUAAAAAGUUAUUGAAAUUGCAAGACAAGUUUGCCAGACAACAUUCCCUAAAAUAUUUAUAGAUUUUCUUGAUAUCAAAAAGUAUUUAAGAACUAAUAUUGAGAAACAUCAAUUCUUAAAAACAACAAAUUCGAAAAAAUUAAAAAAAAAAAUUUUUUAAUUAAAAAGUAUUACAAAUAUGUAGGUAAAACUUAUACAAUAAUGCAUUUCGGAUUCGAUAGUAUAUUUUUCCCUGUGCAGUAAGUUGACAGAAACAACCUGCAAUGCUAAUUGAAAAGAACAGCUGAGAAAAACGCAGACUGCGGCGACUGCAGCAACAUCAGCAGCACAACAGCAACAUCAACCCAAAUCGACAGCAGCAACAUCUCUAUAGGCACGGCAGCAACUCAACACAUUGUAUGAGUUUUACUUUUACGAUCGUCUGCUUAACUUUGACUUCACCCACAUGCGAAUGAAUGUGGCGGUUUUUGUUACUGCUUGUAGCCAUAUGCGGUUUAAUAUACAUAAACAAACCUUGAUCUUGACUAAUUUGUGAGCAUUGCUGUUGUUGUGCAAGCCAAUCAUGUAUUAAUUCAGCUUUUAAAGCCAACGCAGAAUAAUCUAUAAUUAUUAUAAGAGAGAUAUGCUAAUAAACUGAUACAUAACCAAACGAAUUUCGAAUUUGGAAGCAUUCAAUUAAGCCUUAAACUUAUUAGGUAUAGGCACGAAAACGUAUAUAGACAAACCGGCUGAAAUUUUGUUAUAUUAAGAUUUCUCUAACUAAUAGAGGUACAAAAUUUAGGAGUUAAACUAAUAAAGAAAUGAAACGUAUAAUC